Molecule: messenger RNA, 981 nt
Organism: Metarhizium acridum CQMa 102
Lineage: Eukaryota; Fungi; Ascomycota; Sordariomycetes; Hypocreales; Clavicipitaceae
Biological process (GO): mRNA 3'-end processing
Molecular function (GO): RNA polymerase II C-terminal domain binding
Source: RefSeq, a predicted model, not a curated record
AUGGUUCGUUCUACAGAGGUGGUUCAACAAUCAAGAAUACGUCACAAGGAAGAUUUCGUUAUAGCAUUCUCGCCUAUCGUCGCCGAAGCCUCCUCUAUAGCAUACAAGGGCGCGCCUGCAGAGAUCCAGGCGAAACUUCGGCGCGUGAUCGAUGUCUGGAAAGACAGAUCUAUCUUCGAGGCACCGAUUCAGAGGGCCAUCGAGUCUCGCCUUGACGAACUUGACAAAGCUCGCGGGGCUCCAAAAUCUGGUUUCUCCGGUUCGCCGUUCGGAAGUUCUUCUGUGCCAUCCGAGUUCAGCCCUUUGAUCGCAGCCCAUCAGAAGACGGUUAAACUUAGCGGGCCGUUGCAGACUACGAUCUCUUCUGCAAACCAGGAAUAUGAUAAACAAAUGGACCCAAAUGUCGCAGUACCGUCCGCUCCAGUGUAUGCAGCCCGUCUAAAUGGUCUGCUCAAAACACUAGCAAACGCAGAAAGCGCCGUCGCAGAGUGCGUGAAAGCCCGCGAACAUUUGGUAUUGGGUUUGGAGAAGCUGUUGGAUGAAAGUCGAUCUGCUCUAGAGGCCGACAAAAGUGCAGCUGGCGAGUUACUCAAGAGGAAAGCGGAGAUUGAAGACAAAAAGCAGCAGGUAGAGGUCGCGAUCAUGCGAGCCUUGGGACCUACCGAGAGCAAUGGUCAGCCGGGAGAGGGUGACACUGGAAGCCCUCACAACGAACUAGACAGGCCAGAGAUGGAGGCUCUCACUCCACCUCAGAUGGAAGAUGAGGACGCGGAUGAACCGGUCGAGGCAUCCGAGACGGCGAACAUUUUGUCCUCUACAGAACAAGACUCAACACACUCAUUUCAGUCAAUACCUGUUUCAACAAACGGUUCGAAGAAGAGACGGCGGGUAGAUGAUUCGGAAGACUUCCCUGACUUCGGAGGCGAUGAUGGUAUCGAACCUGAGGUAGCCGAAAUGUUGAAGGAUAGCACCGAGACGUGA